AUGGACGCAGAAGGCCUCCUCAAGAAGCAAGGCUGGCGCGGCCUCGGCCACUCGCUCGACUCGAACAACAAGGGCCUCCGCAAACCCCUCCUCGUCAGCAAAAAAGUCGACGUGCUAGGCAUAGGAAUCAACAAAGCCGAUGUGAUUCAAGGGCAGUGGUGGCUCAAAGCCUUCGACAGCAGUUUGAAAGAUUUCGGAACCGGCAAGAAGAGUAUACUGGCGAAUGUCAAGGAUCAUGGCAUCAAGAGGGGUGGCUUGUAUGGUCGAUUCGUGCAGGGAGAGGGUGUCGCUGGUACGAUAGGCGUGGUUGACCCCAAAAUUGCUGCGUUAGCAUCUGCUGCUGGUCCUGCUGUGGGUGUGAAGAGAAAGGCCGAGGAUGAUGAGGAUGAGGGCAAGACGGAAAAGAAGAAGGCGAAGAAGGACAAGAAAGAGAAGAAGCGAUCAAAAUCUGCAUCCGAAUCCUCU
Messenger RNA from Aureobasidium namibiae CBS 147.97, 465 nucleotides. RefSeq lists its product as uncharacterized. The transcript has a single exon. The annotation marks the transcript as partial. The record is from RefSeq and is a predicted model, not a curated record. Lineage: Eukaryota; Fungi; Ascomycota; Dothideomycetes; Dothideales; Saccotheciaceae.